Molecule: messenger RNA, 5484 nt
Organism: Vanessa tameamea
Lineage: Eukaryota; Metazoa; Arthropoda; Insecta; Lepidoptera; Nymphalidae
Gene: Pka-R2
Product: cAMP-dependent protein kinase type II regulatory subunit
Exons: 7
Coding region: 365-1513 (382 amino acids)
Biological process (GO): negative regulation of cAMP-dependent protein kinase activity
Cellular component (GO): cAMP-dependent protein kinase complex
Molecular function (GO): protein kinase A catalytic subunit binding; cAMP-dependent protein kinase inhibitor activity; cAMP binding
Source: RefSeq, a predicted model, not a curated record
UGAAAACUAGGCGACCGAUUAGUAGUCUAGAGAAGUAGGGCAAUCCAGAUUUCGCCAUUUUUACUUUUCAGUGAAAGGAGAUUUUAUAAUUGUCAGGCUGGAGGACGACGAAUAUUUUGAGAAAAGUGUGUCAUUACAUUUAACCAUUCGUAGUCAGAAUUAUUUAUUUUAAAAGUAUCAGUUAAUAGUGUGGUUUUGUUUAUUACUAACGUUUGUAUGAAGUGCUACUUCCCCAUCGUAAGAUUGCUCGUUGGUGUGUCGCUUAGCUAAUUCAAUGGCUAUGAUAUCAAAGUUUUAAUUUGGUGAGUCGCUUGACGUUCCCUAAGGGGCAUAGUAACGAAGAAGCAAAGCGGCGCGGUUAGAGAUGAGCAGGCCUCAAGGUGGACGGAUCCAAGUCCCGGAUGACCUUAGAGAAAUCUUAUUGGAAUUUACCAUAAGUUAUUUACUGGAACAACCGGGAGACGUUAUUAACUACGCAGUCGAGUUCUUCACGAGGUUACAGAACAACAGAACGACGACGAUAGUGCGGGGCCCAUCAGCAGGCACUCCUGACGAAUCUAUAAUAUCAGAUGAAGAAGAGCCGCCAGUGGCGCGCUUCAACAAUCGACGUAAGUCGGUAUUUGCUGAGACCUAUGAUCCAGAGGAGGAUGAUUCUGAUGAGGGAGCACCGGCCGUGUUUCCGAAGUCGGACGCGCAACGCGCUCGUCUCGCCGAGGCAGUCCGUGGCAUUUUGUUAUUCCGUUCGCUCGAUGCACAACAAAUGCAGCAGGUACUAGAUGCGAUGUUUGAGAAGCGCUCAGUACCCGGCGAGUACGUUAUUCGACAAGGCGACGAUGGCGACAACUUUUACGUCAUCGAGAAUGGAGUGUUCGAUGUACUCGUUACUGGAGACGAUGGCGUCGAAAAGGCGGUGCACACGUACGAGGGCUCGGGCUCGUUCGGCGAGCUGGCGCUGAUGUACAACAUGCCGCGCGCCGCGUCCGUGCGCGCGCAGUCGCCCGGCGCGCUGUGGGCCAUGGACCGCCACACCUUCCGCCGCAUCCUGCUCAAGAGCGCCUUCAAGAAGCGCAAGCUCUACGAGGAGCUGCUCGACAAGGUGCCCAUGCUGAAGGCGCUCCAGCCGUACGAGCGCGCCAACCUCGCGGACGCGCUGCUGCCGCGCACGCUGAUCGACUGCGAGCUGAUCAUCCGGCAGGGCGACACGGCCGACGGGAUGUACUUCGUGGAGGACGGCUCCGUCAGCAUCCGCAUCGCGCGCGACGACGGCAACGAGCACGAGAUCAAACGGCUCGGCAAAGGUGGAUACUUCGGUGAGCUGGCUCUCGUCACCCAUAAGCCUCGUGCUGCUUCUGCAUAUGCCGUUGGCCCCACCAAAGUCGCAUUCCUCGACGUGGAAACCUUCGAGCGGCUGCUGGGCCCGUGCAUGGAGAUAAUGAAACGCAACAUCGACGACUACGAGGAGCAGCUCGUCAAGCUGUUCGGCGACAAGAGCAACCUCACCGACGUGCGAUGAACGACCGGCCCCCCCACCGAGCCCCCCUUUGCCGUAAUCACACCCUCUAUUACCUUUCGUGUUCAGUUUUAACAUAAACGGAUGUGGCUGGAAACCAUAGUUGAUAUUUAAACAAUUCAUGCUCAAAUCGUGAAACGUUAUCUUCGAUAUUUUCUAAAAUCGCGAGUAUUUUCUUCAAUAGCAUUGGAUUGUUUUAUAUAACAGGGUAUUUCUUUUUGUGGAAAAUUGUUUUGAAUGUGACUUAAAGCUAUAACAACCGGAGUCGGGAUAUUCGAUGGAGUUGAAAAAUUUAAUGGCAACAUUUACUUAAAAUAUGGUUUUCAGCCGUUUAACAGAUGGAUUCCAUCUAAAUGAUGCUGUAGUAAUUUUACUGAAGUUAUUUAUACCCUAGUUAUUCAUCAUUUAAUAACGAUACCAUUAUAUUUUAUUUUCGUUCUUCGUAUAUUCAUAAAUAUUUGAAGUUUGUGCCAUGUUAUUUUGUAUUAAUUAAAAUAAAGAUUACGUUGUUAAGGAAGGGGGGAAUAAAUCUACCAGCGUCGGAUAAUAUUGCAUUGUAACAAUAAUACGCUUAUUUUAGAUAGAUAAAAUGCCUUAGUAGCUAUGUAAAUAAUGAUCCCACGCUUUGUCAUCGAUUACACUGCUCGUUUGAUGUAGACUAAACUAAUUCGUUGAACUUUAUUUUAAUGUAGAAGAGUCCAUUUUAGACUGGCGCUUUUUGAAUGAUUUGCGUACAAAUUUGUGAAACUAUGUAGUGUUAUCGUGUUCUCGAGUGAAGCUCAGCUCAUUACUGUUUAAUAAACGACUUAACGUGACGCAUCUCCAUUUGUAACGUAGUUUCUUGUAAUUUUUUUCACAAAUGUUCAAUUUGACUGAAAUAAUUUAAAAAAGGAAUUUAUCCUUGAAGUGUCAAAUGUCAGUUCGGUGACAGGGCGGGUGUCAAAUCAUGAUAAGUAUGUACUGGGAAGAUGGCAUUUAGUCUUUAAAUUAAAAAAAAAAAGAUGUUUUAGUAGUGGGACGACAAUGCAAUACUAAACGGCGCUGAAUCCUGUCUUAUAUUAGGAUAAUCUCUGCUACCGCCAUUUUCUAUUUUUUAAGAUUGUUCGUUACACCUAACACUGGCUUGAAUUCAUUAAAAAAAAUAUAUAUUAAAUUAGGUAAAGUUUCAUUUUAUCGGUGAUUAGAUUAAAUCUUCUCACUAACUAAUUAAUUUAUUAAUUUUAUUAAUUUAAAAAAUGUUUCUAUAUUUAUGUAUAUUGAGAAUGUUAUAUUACAAUCAGUUAGUGAAUGCCAAAUUAUUUAAUAUUUACGUGAGUGUAAACAGUACAGGACGAUGCGUAUUUACAAUGAGGCAUAUUGUAAAGAACAAAUUGAGAUGUGGUCGCUGCGUUGCCGACGAAUUCAUUUUUAUUUUAUUUAAUUAUUAUUUUUAUAUAAACCAUUGCGUGUAUAUUUUAAAUGAGAAGUUUGUUUAUGUUAUCUAUUUUAAAUAUUACGUUUAUAAAAUAUUCUUUAUUGUCAUUUCCUCGUCCUAUUUUAGUAAAUAGAUCUGAGGUUUGUUAUGAUUGUAACAUGUCUACUGAGAACACCAUACAGAGAAGCGUGUGAACUGAAACGGGCCUGCAUUGUCUGUUCAUGAUGAUACUCCCUCGUCGCGUAUAUAUAACGAUAUGUUAUGCAAACUCCUCGGUCGGAACUAUUCGGUUCGGGCUGAAUGGAGCGGUGUCUGUGUGCUACCUCCGCAUAUCGAGUGCGCGCCAUAAUCCAACCCUCAGGUAUAGCGCCCCAGUAUUAUUUCAAUUCCUGCCUUCAUUUGUAAAUCCAGCCAAAGUAGUUGAAUACAUAAAAUCAUAUGUAGCACUAAAUAUGUAAGUCUAUAUUUACAUGUAGUAGUUAGUUUUUGUCACUUCUUAUUGUAAUUUAAAUAUUUGUAGAUUAGGAAAUUAAUGGAGUAUAGACAGAUCCUGAGGGGUGUCGUGUGUUGUUUGUUUUUUUUUUUUUUGACGUACAAAACGUGUACAAAAUAUUUCAGUUGCCAUAGAACAUUUUAAUUAUUUAAUUAUAUUAAAAUAUGAUGUCAUGAUACUUUUAAUUUUAAUAUAACGCCGCCCUACUGUCUCUAUCGACUUCCAUUUGGAAGUUUCGUCUCUAGUACAUAAUAUCAUAUCGAUUGAUUCGUCCAUAGUUCUCGAUGCUUGCUUGUAUAUUAACAGUUUCAAUGCGACAGGUUUGUGUUCCUCAUUUAGCUUAUACAUUCCCGAGUUGCUAAUAUCAAAGUUUAUUAAAAAUGAUUUAUUUUUGUUAUCGAAUUAUAGUUUAUUUUUUAAAUUUAUUUUGCAAUAGAGGAAAUCACUUCAAGUGCCUUCAUGAGCACAUCUGGUAAAUUUAUAAUUGAAACUGUCUUUGUAGAACUUUAUUGUUAAUCUCGUGUUUUGACUCACUCGUACUGCUUUUUUCUAUAUGGACUUGUGUGUAUUGUGAGUUUGUUUAGUCCAUUACGAACCAGUCUCACAGUCGAGUUCAAUUAAAACGCCGUGUACUUUGAAUAGGGAGUAUAACAAAAUUGGUCUGUCUGCAACCGUAUAAAUUAUUAUUUUUAGUUAAAUUUUCAUUGAAAUUUGACUAAAACUAAUUUUUUUGUAUAUUUGAUUAUAUUGUUAUACUCUGUAUUCUGAGAGCUAGACUUUCGCUUUGUGUAAAUAAUGUGCGCCAUGUUUUACUAUAUGUAACCGUUGGGAAUUAAAUUUAAUUUUUAUUAAUUAUUUUAUUUCUAACUUUAAUGUAAAUUUCAAAAUUUCUUAGUACAUUAUAAUAUAGCAAUAUAUCUAAAAACAUGGUGGACAUUUCCAAUGACCAUAUAAUAAUCAGCGGGUCUGAUUACAACUUUUUAGAACAGAUUUAUUUAUAUUAUUAAAUAUACAAAUUGUAUCUAUUUAUGCAAUGAAAUGUUUAACUUCCAUGCAUCCAGAUAAUGUUAUAUUGGUUUUUGAUGUGUGUGGAAUGUGAUUGAAAGUUAUCUCUUCUGUAAUACAUUUUUGGGGUUGCCAUCUAUAAAAAUAUAUCAGAAUAAGAUAUUGAUGAACUUGUGAAUUAUAUUUCUAAUUCGGAAAUUAUAUUCUUCCAACCUACAUGAUACUUUUAAUAAAAUAUAGAAUUAUUCAAAUUAAAGUAAAUUGAUACACAUGGCAACCUAACAUAAGUUCGACGUUUGAUAUUUCCUUGUAUGACGCUGUGUCUGUGUGUCCCCGAUGUACUGAACCCAGUAGUUGUUAAAUAGUAUUGUGCAAUAAUUACUGUCAUUUAUGUCCUCUACGUGGAUAUCAUGUUGAAUCGUCAGUGUGAAAUAAAUUAUAGAUUAAAAUAAAAUGAUAGCAUAAGACGUAAUAUUUCUCUUUAUACUGAUGUUAAUGUCCUAACGCAUCAGCUAGGAGGCUUUAGGUAAUUAUGUAAUUGUAAAUCCGUAUAAAUUGUUUUGUUCAACUCGCACACAAUGUUUUGAUAGCACAAAUGUUAUGUUAAACUCGUGUGUCGAAAUGACUCAAAUUCUGUUGUCUUCCAAAGGGACGCACAGAAGUAACGCCGAGCGCUCCCAUCGAUCACUCGGCGCGGUGAACAUUUCUGGCAAUUUGAUGUAAAAUUGAAAUUCGAUACGCUUAAACUUAGCGUAAAUUUUUAUAAAUUACUAGUCAUUGGUGUCUAAUGUAGAUUUGUAACCUGACAGCACAUUGAAUUCGAACGUUUCAUUAUUCUAAAUUCAUGUUAGCUGUAAGUUCGUCAUACAUGUUCCACGAUAAAGCAUAUCAGAGCGGUGCAGCCGCCCCCAUGUCCUCGGUGCACUCCCACUGUACGUCUGGUAGCAAGUCUGAACCGCAACUAGUACCGCUUUACCACGUCAUGAGCUUACCCUGUACAUUUAUAAAAAUUAUGUAUCGUAAAAUGUUAGAAAACUGAAUUAUAUUUGUUUGUAGAUCUAA